AUGUCAAACCAAAUUCGUACCAUCUGCCCCUCGACCCACGAGGUCAUUUUUGACCAGCCUGGCACUUCACUCGAAGAAGCUAUCAAGGUUGCUGCUGCCUCAAAGCAAGCCUUUGAGUCUUACAAAACAACCUCUCUGGAGGACCGGAAAAGAAUUGUGAAACAAGCAUUGGACAUUAUUGAACAACGCCGCGAUGAUCUGGCCAAAGAACUGACUGCGCAAAUGGGGCGACCCAUCCGGUACUGUGCAUCAGAGAUCAACACUAUGCGUUUGCGCGCCGAGUACUUGAUGGAUAUUGCUGAAGAGAGCCUGUCCGAUCUCCCUGGUCGGCCAGAAGCCGGCUUCCGGCGAACAGUCAAGCGUGUUCCCGUGGGACCAGUGCUUAUUGCGGGUGCUUGGAAUUAUCCUUACCUGACUACUGUCAAUGCUCUUGUCCCGGCACUUCUUGCUGGUAAUAGUGUUAUAUUGCGCCCUUCGCCGCAGACCCCGCUAUUUGGAAACAGACUACUCGAGAUCUUUACUGAGGCAGGACUUCCCCCUCAGGUCCUUCAGGUCAUUCAUAUUGGAAACCUGGAUGUUUUGGAUCAGGUGGCACAGAUCCCUGAGAUCCAGUCUGUCUCAUUUACUGGAUCAACUGCAGGUGGAAUUAGACUUAGGGAGGCAACCGCCCGACACAUCAAGCCCGUCAACCUCGAGCUUGGUGGAAAUGACCCCGCAUAUGUUCGUUCAGAUGCCGACGUGAAGCACGUUGCAGAGCAGCUUGUGGACGGAGCUGUUUUCAAUUCCGGACAGAGUUGCUGUUCCAUUGAGCGGGUAUACGUGCAUGAGAAGAUUUACGAGGACUUUGUUUGCGCUGUGCAGGAGGAGCUGAAAUCGUAUAAACUCGGUGAUCCGCAGGAUUCAAGCACAACUACAGGCCCUGUCAUCUCAACGCAGGCCAUGGAGAAGAUCACUGCUCAUGUGCAGGAUGCAAUUGCUAAAGGAGCCGUCAACUCUACUCCCCAGAACCUAAGCUUCGAUGUGGCGAGCAAUCCUCAGAUCCAAAAGGGCAACUUUGUCUCUCCGGUUGUUUUGACCAAUGUCAACCACACCAUGGCUACAAUGAAGGAGGAGACUUUCGGUCCUGUGAUGCCAAUCAUGAAGGUCUCCAGUGAUGAUGAAGCUAUUACAUUGAUGAAUGACAGCGAUUAUGGCCUGACGGCGAGCGUCUGGACGAAAGAUAUCACUCGCGGAGAGGAGUUGAUCGAUCGCAUUGAGGCCGGUACGGUGUUCAUUAAUCGCUGUGACUAUCCAAGCCCGGACCUUGCUUGGACAGGCUGGAAGACCUCGGGUUUGGGUUGCACCCUUGGCCCGCGUGGAUACGAUGGAUUCGUGAAGCUGAAGAGUUUCCACAUCAAGGAUGGCUCGGCAUGA
This is a messenger RNA of Penicillium crustosum, 1413 nucleotides long. RefSeq names its product aldehyde dehydrogenase family protein. The record is from RefSeq and is a predicted model, not a curated record. Gene Ontology annotation, molecular function: aldehyde dehydrogenase (NAD+) activity. Lineage: Eukaryota; Fungi; Ascomycota; Eurotiomycetes; Eurotiales; Aspergillaceae. The transcript has 4 exons. Bases 1 to 1413 code for a protein of 470 amino acids.